UCGCCUAUCCGGAGUAGAUUUCUUGCUUGGAAAAAAUCCUGUCACUCAGCACAGCAGUUCAUCGUUCAUGUCUUUGGCUUGUUUGGUGAUGAACAAUGAUUCAAAUGAGAAAAUUCAAGACUCUCAUCACUCGUCAGGGCAGUGGGAGUAAGGAUGACAAAAGUCCAACAGAUGAGCUAGCCAGAACGCCCAGCCCUGUAGAACCCAUACGUUAUAAGAGUGAAGCAAGAGAAUUUUCCAAUGAUCCUGCAGCCGAAGCAGAGAUUAUUGACAGCAUUGAGAAGGACUACUUUAAUGAUGAGGAUUUUGAUGGAAGUGAGUUUGAACUCCUCAAGAUGCCUGAGUUGGAGAAAAUUGAGUUGGGCAAGCUGACUGCUGAUAGAGACCGCCUGAGGAGACAACGCCAGGCGGUUUCAAAGAAGGUUUCUGAUGUCGUGUUGGAAAAUCAGUCUUCAUACAGCAGGGAGCUUCAGCGAGUCACUGACCUACAGGCUAGCUUACAGACAGCCAACAUCAUCUGUACAAAUGGGAGAAGACAACUGGCUAUGGCCAAACAAGGCUUCACGGUGGCUAGCCUGAGCAUUCUUGCCAACUACAGGAGACGACAGCAGCUUCUCAGCUUGAUGAAGAGUUUACAUACAAUCAAAACACUGCAACAAACAGACAUCAGGUUACGAGAAAUGUUAGAGGAGGAAGACUAUCCUGGAGCCAUUCAACUCUGCUUGGAAUGUCAGAAGGCUGCUAGUACAUUCAGACACUACAAAUGCAUCACUGAGCUGAGUUCCAAGCUUCAAGACACAUUAGAAAUGAUAGAGGAGCAGCUUGACCAGGCCCUAGCCAAGACCUGUAUCAACUUUGAUGUCAAACACUAUGAGAAGGUACAAACGGCAUACACGCUGCUGGGAAAGACACAGACUGCCAUGGAUCAACUCCACAUGCACUUCACCAGUGCUAUCCACAACUCUGCUUUCACCAUCGUGGUGGGCUAUGUAGAGCUGAUGAGUGGCUCUGAAGAUACUAACUUCCAGAAGAUGCAAUAUAAGGACCUCUGCAGUCAUGUUACCACGGAUACUUACAUUCCCUGCCUGGUGGAUCUCUGCAAAGCAUUAUGGGAAGUGAUGAAGAGUUACUACAAGACAAUUGAAUGGCAUGAAGCAAAUGAGGAUCCUAUCAGUCCAAUGGCUAAGGAGCAAAUAGAGGAAGCUGUAGGGACAGACAUGGAAGCUUCAUUCAAUCGUCGGUAUAUCAAGACCAAGCUGGAACAUGGUUUGACAAGAAUCUGGCAGGAUGUGCAACAGAAGGUCAAGAUAUUUCUUCUAGGAACUGAUCUGUCCAAUUUCAAAUACGAUGAUUUCAUCCAUGUCCUAGAUCUUGUCAAUAGGCUGAUUCGCGUUGGUGAGGAGUUUUGUGGGAGUAAAUCAGAGAGUCUCCAUGAUUCUCUGAGACAACAGAGUCUAAACUACUUCAAGAACUACCACAGGUCCCGCCUUGAUGAACUCCAGAUGUUCCUAGAGAAUGAAGGUUGGGAACUAUGCCCUGUCAAGGCCAACUUCACCAUAACUAACCUGCAUGAGUUCCGUUUCGUCCGACUGACGAGCAUGGCUCCUAGGGGAGAUUCCAGCAAUCAAUCCAGUCCUUCCACCAGGAGUGGGACUAGAGAUAGUUUCUUCAACCGAUUUGGUGAUCAUGGGAGUCCAUUUGACCAACGGAUGGAUGAUGAAGAAGCAGAGGAUAUGAUUGGAACUAAUGGCGUUGAAGACAUUGAUGAUGAGUCUCAUGGCAAUGACGAUUCCGAUGACAGUGAUGUACCCGAUGAGCUCAAACAAGAUUUCAUUGAUGAGUUGACUGAAGAGAAACCUACAAGAAGUCUCAGGAAGCGGCGAUCACUCAACAAGGGCCCAGUGCCAAUACUUGCCAACACAACACUCAAUGUUCUACGACUAUUUGGCAAGUACAUGCAGAUGAUGGCAGUUCUCAAGCCGAUAGCCUUUGAUGUGGUUCUGUGUAUGUCUCAGCUCUUUGAUUACUACCUAUUUGCUGUGUACACCUUCUUUGCUACUGACAUGAAUGACUCUUUUGGGCUGAGCUUGAGCAACAGAAUCCGCACCACCCUCAAGCGCAUCAGUGACAACAUGAUCCAGCAUGAACCCCCACCGGGCAUGCUGCCAAACCCCAUGGAAAACAGGGAGCGUAUAGGCUUCCCUCAUGUGUCUCCCAUUGUAGAACUGACUGGAAUUGAGCAGCUACAUGGACUAGCAGAGAGGAUCGUGGGAACAGAAUCACUUGUUUUCCUAGCAGAACAAUUCCAACUUCUUCAGCCUCAUCUGGAGUCAGUCAUUCCAUCUUCCAAGAAACCAUUCCUGCAACAGUUUUAUUCACAGACUGUAAGUGUAGCCAGUGAGUUGCGUCGUCCUGUCUAUCGUGGAGUAGCUUCUCGAUGUAUUCUCUUCGAGCGCAUGCUUCAACUCAUGUGUACAGUCAAAUGGGACAUCAGAGACAUCAUGUCACAGCACAGCACCUAUGUGGAUGUACUGCUUCAGGAUUUUGUCAUAUUCAGCGCACGGUUGGAUGAAGUGGGCAAACGUGUAUCCAUCCCAGUUCCAGUCUACAAUAUUCUCUGGGGUCAUCUUGUGCGUUUGGCCAACCGUACAUUUGUGGAGGGGUUUGCCAGUGCUAAGAAGUGUAGCAAUGAGGGGCGUGCAUUGAUGCAGCUGGACUUCCAACAGUUUCUCCUCAAACUAGAGAAGCUCACUGAAGUCAGACCCAUUCCUGAUAAAGAGUUUGUUGAGACCUACGUCAAGGCAUAUUAUUUAUCUGAAGCUGACAUGGAACAAUGGAUUAAAGACCAUAGGGAGUAUUCAGCCAAGCAGCUUCUCAGUCUUGUUACGUGUGCUGUCAGCUCCAAGAAAGCACGCCAGCGCCUGACAGGAAUCGUGGAAGAACUGGAGAGGACUCGGGCAAGGUGAAAGGUCAGGGAACGGACAGGACAGCAGCAGUCUAAUGUACAACAUGUUGCUUUGGGAUCAUUGUGAUAAAAAGGCUCAUACUUAUGUGAUAUAGUAGGAGCAAUUAGGUUAGAUUUGUGUGAAUGGUUGCUUAUACAAAUUCAAUGUGUAUAAAUGGAAUAGAGGAUUAAUCAAAGUACCGUAUUUAGAUGCAAAUGAGAAGUCCAUGUUUAAUUAAAUACCUGCAUAAAACUGUACCCUAACACCCCUCUAAAAAUGGUUGUACCUCCUUGUGGUUAGGUUUUGUGACUCAUGAUCAGAGGAUCAGGGGUUCGAAUCCAGCUGCUGGUCAUAUGUUGUGUCCUUGGGCGAGCUACGUCACCCCCACUUACCUCUCUCACCCAGGAAUCUAAAUGGGUACUGGCAUUAGCUGGGGAGUAAAAAGCUGCAAUGGACUAGCAUCCCAUCCAGGGUUGGAAAUAUUCUCAGUCGUUUCAUGCUACUGAAACUGGAGAUAAACGCCGGCCUGAUGGGUCACAUUGGCUCGCGGCAGAUUUUACUCUUAUUUUUUUACUCCACACAAAAGAUCUACAUCUCAAAAUCUCAGGUAAUCAUGGGUGUCGAUCGGUGGGGGAGGGAAAUGUCUCCCCCCCCCCUUUUUUUUUAAUUGGGUUGGAGGAUUUCACUUUUUUUUUGAAGUGUUUAAAAUGACAAUGUUUAAUGAUCUUUCACUCAAGAAAAGUGGUUAAAGUGGUCAUUAAUUGCCUGAGAUCACACCACAGAGCAUCUAGAAUCUAAUAUGGGUUCACGCUCUCAUUAGUUCUGAUCAAGGUAUGUCGUCGUUGCCGCCCCCCUUCCCACACUUUGAGAAGCAAUUGAGGCCCUUGGUUGUUAUUGACAGUAACCGCACAAAGUAUUCAUUUGUAGCUUACCAUCAGCCAAAACUACAAUCUUAAUCCUUGUAUUACUUGAACCUAAAAGAUUUAGUAUAGAUACAAAUUUGGAAGCCAUGUGCUCUCAAAAACUGAGCUCUGCACACCCCUGUUGGUAGUAUUGCAAUCUAUGCUUGGGGGAGGUUUUGUUGAUUGCAUGAUUCACAUUUCAUCAAUGGUCUGUUGGCUCAUGUGGGCUAUGAAUAUCUGUCGAUUUUAUUCACGUUGUAUUUUCUUACAUUUUUUUUUACAUUUAGUUCUGUUGGUCGGGCGUCAUCAGUGUGGCAGUGAAUAAUUUAUAAAUGCAAUUAUAUAUAUUGGCUGUACAGUCAGGUACAAGUUGUCGGCCUUUUUGGGCACUGAAUAUCCGUUUAGCUUGUUGCAGUUUUUAUGUUGCAGUGUGCUUAUUCACUUUAUAAAUGCUUUGCAUAAAUGAAGGUAGGCUGUAUCAAGUGUUGUGACAAUUCCAAAUCAAGAACUUUGAAAAGGUUUUAUAAUUGUACAUUUUUGGGAAUCUUUUAUGUGUGUGUCUCAGUUUUAUGACGAUGCAUUGUGUGUCUGACGGGUCAGGCGAGGAUAUCAAAUCAUUACCAUUUGUCUCUUUUUAUCAACUCAAUGGAAAGUACCCCAAAAAAUGAUAAAUGAGAAUGUUAGAAAUUAUCAAUUUUCAAGUUCAUAUGAGUCUGAUGUACACAUUCCUUCACGACAAAAUGACUUUCUUUCUUAUGGAAACCUGCAGGCAUGACCAUUAGUAAACCAACAGGCCUCAUUCCAUAGCUAUAAAUGUGGAUUUAGUAAUAGCAUAGUGGUAACAAAAAUCAAAUUUAAGAGACUUCGUCCUCAGUUUUUAUAUUAAGAAAGUACACCAGGAGUAUGAAGGUUAAGCAAUUACAAUGUAUUUUAAUCAUUGUAUUAUUGGUGAAAUAUUCAUGUAAACAGUUAAGUUGUGUUGUGUAAUCAUGAAUAAAUUACAUGUGGUAAAAAUGUACAAAA
Patiria miniata (bat star) is the source of this 4870-nucleotide messenger RNA. It is a transcript of the gene vps50, whose product is annotated as syndetin-like. The record is from RefSeq and is a predicted model, not a curated record. Bases 96 to 2966 code for a protein of 956 amino acids. Gene Ontology annotation, biological process: retrograde transport, endosome to Golgi; endocytic recycling. Gene Ontology annotation, cellular component: EARP complex. Gene Ontology annotation, molecular function: SNARE binding. The transcript is spliced from 29 exons. Lineage: Eukaryota; Metazoa; Echinodermata; Asteroidea; Valvatida; Asterinidae.